Molecule: messenger RNA, 2161 nt
Organism: Geodia barretti
Lineage: Eukaryota; Metazoa; Porifera; Demospongiae; Tetractinellida; Geodiidae
Source: the annotation of a GenBank genome assembly
ACACUAAGACGAGGGCAAAGAUGACCGACAUGGAGGACGAUUGCACAUUUCAAAACCUUCCCAACUUCAGGCAGGCUGGAGGCAAGGGCCUGGUCACGUCCAGCGGUCAGCGAGUCAAGGACGGCCUCAUCUACCGCUCGUCUCGCACCGAUUUCCUCACGGAGGACGAAACGACCCUCUUCAACCGCCUCGGCAUCAAAGCUAUCAUCGACCUACGCCGAAAGUCGGAGUAUGAACGCUCAGACGGAGAAAAGCUCUUGGAUAGCGCCUACCCUCCUUGUGUGAUAGAGAGAGGCAGGUUAGCAGAGCUCAGGCCCUCGAUGCGCUGGGGAAGCCAGCUGAAGAAACGUCAACAGAAGUCUCAGAGCAGCCCCGAGUCUUCGAAGACCGGUCCUUGUUUCAAGGGGAAGCGCUACUUGGUCAACAUGCUCACCAUGGACCUCAUCUGGGCCAUCUUCACAAAGGUCAACUUCUUUGUUCGCUACCUGUCGCUCAUGUUGGUGGCAGUGGACUGGCUCUUUGGCUGCCACUACUUUGUCAAGUUCUUCUACUGGGCCGUGAUCAAUCGACAGACUAUGGCCUCGCAGUAUGUGGAGAUUCUGGAGUUCACCAAGAGAGCCGUGGUGGACAUUCUGCGUGUGGUGACGGAGGAAGAGAACGUGCCGGUCCUGAUCCACUGUGCCCACGGGAAGGACCGCACCGGGCUGAUUGUGGCUCUCAUUCUCAGCUGUCUGGGGGUGGAUGAUGACAUCAUUGCUGAGGAUUAUGCGCCGGGGCUGGAGUGUAUCAAGGAGAGGCUGUGGCAGGAGACUGUCCAGAGGUAUGGAGUCAAGAAGGAGUUUGUCAAGGCUGAGGCUGACACCAUGAGGGAAGUCCUCGCUGAGCUCAGGAAAAGAUUGCUACUGAGACUCUUCAAUGGUGAAUCAACCAGACGAAAUAACUUCUUCAGUUUCUCUGAUACAAGCACGGAUUACAGCCUCGUCCUGGACAAAGAACUAUUGGAAAUAUUGAAGAGCCAUGGUAGUGGGCACCAUGUCCAUGUGGCUGAGGGUACAUGGCGGCCCCUGGUUGUGGAGGUGGGUGCCCUGGGGUCGGUGACUGGAGUCAGUAAGAUAGCAGCCAGUGUCAUUGCUCCUCUGGCCGACCACAACGUGUCCGUCUUCUGCGUCUCCACCAACCAGGACGACUAUGUUCUGGUCCGGGAGCAGGAACUGCACAAAGCCCUGCGCUGUCUCUCGGGAAUGUUCAGAAUUGUCAGUGAUUCAGAGACUCUGCGUGACCAGUCCCUGGUUGAAUCUGUCAUCAGCAAGACAACUGUUUACCCCAGCCCUGCCUCCCAUCUGAAAUCUAUCAUGCACCCGUGUGACCCUGUCCCACGUCCCAUCGUCCACCCGUACAUUUGCUCCAAGAGCAGCUUCAACAUCUGCAGCAUCGUCCCACAAGCCCUCCCCUCUGUCGGGAUGGUCCUACUCGAUCUCAUGCUCUAUAACAAGAGGUCUACAGUGGAUGGCUCGUUUUUCUCUCUGUCCAUCGUUGAUGACGACAUCUCCAUGGUCAUUGACUGCAGAGACGUUGACAGAUUCCCUGAGGGCUCUCUCUACCACACUGAAGGCACCUGGAAACUACUCAGAAUUGGAGAAGGGCCUCUGGGGUUUGAUGAGUGUGGGAUAGUGGCACAGGUGUCUGCUCCCCUUGCCCAUGCUGAAAUAUCCACCUACUACAUCUGUACCUACUUCACCGAUCAUACCCUGUUAUUCAACGUUAGGGACUGGAUGAGUGCCAUCCACAGAUACACAGUCCGAGGCCACAUGCUUCCGGAGAACACCAUUGGCAAGGCCCUCAGAUUACUCCACGAGAGACUGUCGUCAAAGAUAUCAAAUGAAGUGCAUGUUGGGACAGAGGGAAUGGUCGCCAGUGCAGUGGAGACAGUCCCGGCAGACUCACUGUUAGAAAAUGGACUCCACGCCUCUGCUGUGAGACUUGGUUGCGAUGGACUGAGCCUCAGUGCCGUUAAUGGUGUAGAGUCUAACGGAAUUCUCAUAAAUAGCAGUAUCUAGUUGACAAUGUGAUCUCUGUUAUGAAAUUAUUAUGCAUCCUCACUUUUAUGUCAGUUUAUGAAUAUGUCUGUGUGUGAUAUCAAGUUAUUUGUUUCCAUGGACAA